GGAGCGCAGCGCUACCAGAUGCAAGUGCGGGGGAAGCGACUCGGCUCCUCCAUAGAAACAAAUCAACUUCUUUGUGCAGCUCUGGUGACUCUUCUCUGCUCCAGCUCUACCUAGGUAGAUGGAUCUCCUCAAGCUCUGCCCUGCCUAACAUGGAUGCCCAGCCACCUCCACCACCACCACCUCCACCAUCAUCUUCCUCAGCUGAGUCGGAGGGCUGUUUCUUCUUGGCGCAGUGAGCUGGACACGCAGUGCUCUUUUUUUUCUUUUUUUUUUCUUUUUUUGCUUAAUGGAUGUGGGGAAAGCGUUGCCCAACCCGCCGGUGGUGCCCAGCCGCCUUGAUUCACGUUAAAGGGUUGAAAGAGAAAAUAAUUCUGGGGAAUAUACCGAUUCAGGGAAUAACAAUCCUGUGCACCACACACAAGCACCAUGAAGAUUACCUCCCUGCUGAUACUUAAUGCGAGAGUCAGGUGCACCAUCAGGCUUCUACUGCUGCUAUUACACUGUGUGGGAUAUUCUCAUGGGAUGCCACACGUCUUGAGAUUCGGGGGGAUAUUUGAGUCCAUUGAAAGCGGCCCGUCAGGUGCUGAGGAACUAGCCUUUAAAUUUGCUUUAAACACAAUCAACAGGAACAGAACCCUACUGCCAAACACCACGCUCACCUACGACAUCCAAAGGAUAAACAUCUAUGACAGCUUUGAAGCCUCCAGAAAAGCCUGCGACCAGCUUUCUCUGGGGGUGGCGGCCAUCUUCGGCCCCUCUCACAGUUCCUCAGCGAAUGCAGUCCAGUCGAUUUGCAAUGCCUUGGGGGUGCCACACAUCCAGACCAAGUGGAAGCACCAAGUAUCGGACAACAGAGACGUCUUCUAUGUCAGCCUCUAUCCAGACUUCUCUUCCCUCAGCCGGGCCAUCUUGGAUCUGGUCCAUUUCUUCAAGUGGAAGACGGUCACUGUGGUUUAUGACGACAGCACUGGUCUGAUUCGGUUGCAAGAACUCAUAAAGGCGCCAUCGCGGUACAACAUCCGGUUAAAGAUCCGGCAGCUGCCUGCAGAGACCAAGGAUGCUAAGCCGCUGUUAAAAGAGAUGAAGAGGGGGAAGGAGUUCCACAUCAUCUUUGACUGUGGCCACGAAAUGGCUGCUGGGAUCCUGAAGCAGGCUCUCGCCAUGGGGAUGAUGACAGAGUAUUAUCACUAUAUCUUCACCACACUGGAUUUGUUUGCGCUGGACGUGGAGCCUUACCGAUACAGUGGUGUGAAUAUGACAGGCUUCAGGAUCCUCAACACUGAAAACAGCCAGGUGGCUUCCAUCAUUGAGAAAUGGUCCAUGGAGCGACUGCAGGCUCCACCCAAACCUGACUCUGGUCUACUGGACGGCUUCAUGACCACGGACGCCGCACUGAUGUACGAUGCCGUGCACGUGGUGGCCGUGGCUGUGCAGCAGUCUCAGCAGAUCACUGUCAGCUCAUUACAGUGCAACCGACACAAGCCCUGGCGCUUCGGGAACCGCUUCAUGGCCCUCAUCAAAGAGGCCCACUGGGAUGGCCUGACUGGGAGAAUCACUUUCAACCGGACCAAUGGCUUGAGGACAGACUUCGACCUCGAUGUCAUCAGUCUGAAGGAGGAGGGGCUUGAGAAGAUUGGUACCUGGGAUCCUCCAAGUGGCCUAAACAUGACGGACAACCAGAAGGGGAAGACAACCAAUGUUUCUGAUUCCUUAUCCAACCGGUCCUUGAUUGUCUCCACCAUACUGGAAGAGCCAUAUGUGAUGUUCAAGAAGUCUGACAAGCCACUGUAUGGGAACGACCGCUUUGAGGGCUACUGCAUAGACCUGCUGAGAGAGCUGGCCAACAUCCUGGGGUUCACUUACGAGGUCCGCCUGGUGGAGGAUGGGAAAUACGGGGCACAGGAUGAGAACACGGGCCAGUGGAAUGGCAUGGUCAAGGAGCUAAUGGACCACAGAGCUGAUCUGGCAGUGGCUCCCCUCGCCAUCACAUACGUGCGCGAGAAGGUUAUCGACUUCUCCAAGCCCUUCAUGACGCUGGGUAUAAGUAUACUGUACCGCAAGCCCAACGGGACCAACCCUGGGGUCUUCUCCUUCCUCAACCCCCUCUCGCCUGAUAUCUGGAUGUAUAUUCUGCUGGCUUACUUGGGUGUCAGUUGUGUGCUGUUUGUCAUAGCCAGGUUUAGUCCCUACGAGUGGUAUAACCCCCACCCUUGCAACCCUGACUCGGAUGUAGUGGAAAACAAUUUCACCCUGCUAAAUAGUUUCUGGUUCGGAGUUGGAGCUCUCAUGCAGCAAGGAUCUGAGCUCAUGCCGAAAGCCCUCUCCACCAGAAUUGUAGGAGGAAUCUGGUGGUUUUUCACGCUCAUCAUCAUCUCCUCCUACACGGCGAACCUGGCCGCCUUUCUCACUGUGGAGAGGAUGGAGUCGCCCAUUGACUCUGCUGACGAUCUAGCCAAGCAGACGAAGAUAGAGUAUGGGGUGGUAGAGGACGGCGCCACCAUGACCUUCUUCAAGAAAACCAAGAUCUCCACGUAUGAUAAGAUGUGGGAGUUCAUGAGCAGUCGAAGGCACUCAGUGAUGGUGAAGAACAUUGACGAAGGCAUUCACCGUGUGCUCACCUCAGACUACGCAUUCCUCAUGGAGUCCACCACUAUUGAGUUUGUCACCCAGCGCAACUGCAACCUCACCCAGAUUGGAGGGCUCAUUGACUCCAAAGCCUACGGGGUUGGCACCCCAAUGGGCUCUCCAUACCGAGAUAAGAUCACUAUUGCCAUCCUGCAGCUUCAGGAGGAAGGGAAGCUGCACAUGAUGAAGGAGAAGUGGUGGAGAGGAAAUGGCUGUCCGGAGGAAGAAAGCAAGGAGGCCAGUGCCCUCGGGGUGCAGAACAUCGGAGGGAUCUUCAUCGUCCUGGCUGCUGGACUCGUCCUUUCCGUGUUCGUGGCGGUGGGAGAGUUCCUCUACAAGUCCAAACAGAACGCACAACUUGAAAAGAGGUCCUUCUGCAGUGCCAUGGUGGACGAACUGCGGGUUUCCCUCAAGUGCCAGCGCCGGCUCAAACACAAGCCCCAGCCACCCGUCAUGGUGAAAACGGAGGAGGUCAUCAACAUGCACACCUUCAACGACCGCAGACUGCCAGGGAAAGAGACCAUGGCCUAAAAUGGGAAUCUCAAUCACUUUUUCAGCCUCUCUCCUGCAGUGAGGA
Molecule: messenger RNA, 3202 nt
Organism: Epinephelus moara (kelp grouper)
Lineage: Eukaryota; Metazoa; Chordata; Actinopteri; Perciformes; Serranidae
Gene: grik2
Product: glutamate receptor, ionotropic, kainate 2
Exons: 17
Coding region: 427-3156 (909 amino acids)
Biological process (GO): synaptic transmission, glutamatergic; monoatomic ion transport; modulation of chemical synaptic transmission
Cellular component (GO): presynaptic membrane; kainate selective glutamate receptor complex; plasma membrane
Molecular function (GO): kainate selective glutamate receptor activity; transmitter-gated monoatomic ion channel activity involved in regulation of postsynaptic membrane potential
Source: RefSeq, a predicted model, not a curated record